CUCUCUCUCGUUCACCACCUGUUAGUUCAGACUCUUGUGCUGUGGAAUCUAUUCGCUUAUGAGGGACUCUCUCGCAACCACACAAUCAAAGCUCUAUGACUGUGCGGAGAGGAAAGAAGCUCACCAUAUCCAUUCAGGAGCACAUGGCCAUUGAUGUUUGUCCAGGCCCCAUUCGACCAAUCAGACAAAUCUCCGCCUACUUUCCCCGCCUCUCCCCCGAGCCAGUCUCGCCCAACCCCGCCUCCAGCUCCCCAUUGGCCCUCAGCCCUGGGGGCGGGGCAGCCGGGGCGAUGGGCGGCGGCCUGCUGUCUCCAGGACGACUGCACCCGGGAGCGAUAGGAGGGAGUGGCCUACGGUCGUUAAGCAGCAGCAUGGACACUUCAGUAGAGUUCAACAGCUCCGACAGCGACGACUGCACAUCUCUAGGCACUCUGGACUUUGAGCUGCGAUAUGAGACAUCAUCAAGCAGUCUGCACUGCACUAUCCAAAGGGCAAAGGGAUUGAAGCCCAUGGACUUUAAUGGACUAGCAGACCCCUAUGUGAAACUGCACCUCCUCCCUGGUGCUUGUAAGGCCAAUAAGCUGAAGACCAGGACGGUGCGCAACUCUCUGAAUCCCGUGUGGAAUGAGACCCUCACCUACAUCGGCAUCACACCAGAGGACAUGCACCGCAAAACACUCAGGUUGUCAGUGUGUGAUGAGGAUAAGCUGACCCAUAACGAGUUCAUCGGCGAAUCACGAGUCGCUCUGAGACGAGUGAAACCAGACCAGACCAAACGAUUCAGAACCUGCUUGGAACAUCCACCGCCUAUCCCGUCCCCAACAGCGAUGGGAGCAGCCCUGCGUGGAAUCUCCUGUUAUCUCAGGGAGUGGGAGAACGAGCAGCUGCACAGCCUGGAGGAGAGGGGACGUCUGCUGCUGUCACUGCAGUUCCUGCCUCCACCUGAGGAGGGAGCCGCUGAGGAGGCCCAGAGGGGCCGUCUGUGUGUGGGGGUCCAGCGCUGUGCCCACCUCGCUGCCAUGGACGUCAACGGCUUCUCCGAUCCCUACGUCAAAACUUACCUGAAGCCCGAUGUGGAGAAGAAGUCUAAACAUAAGACAGCUGUGAUUAAAAAGACCCUAAACCCUGAAUUCAAUGAGGAGUUCUUCUAUGAGAUCUCUCUGUCCGAGCUGGCCAGGAAGACUCUGGAGGUGACCGUCUGGGACUACGACCUUGGACGCUCCAAUGACUUCAUAGGGGGCGUGUGUUUGAGCUGUCACUCACAGGGGGACGCCCUCCGCCAUUGGAUGGACUGUCUGCGGAACAAGGGCCAGAGGGUGGAGCGAUGGCACAUCCUGACCAAUGAGCUGCCCAAGUCCCUCUGCCCCGACUGAAGCCCUGCUGCCAGGACUGGUGCUCCCGGACCAGAGAGUUAGACUCCACCCCUUUAGAUCUGUCCAACACAUACACACACAUCCACAUCCACACCCACCCCCCCACACACACACACACACACCACUGGCCUGGAGAGCGUGCA
This is a messenger RNA of Alosa sapidissima (American shad), 1516 nucleotides long. It is a transcript of the gene doc2a, whose product is annotated as double C2-like domains, alpha. The transcript is spliced from 11 exons. The record is from RefSeq and is a predicted model, not a curated record. NCBI's taxonomy places the organism in Eukaryota, Metazoa, Chordata, Actinopteri, Clupeiformes, Clupeidae. The coding region runs from base 96 to 1373 and encodes 425 amino acids.